AUGCAUCUCUCAAAUUCUAUGUUUCGCAUUUUGAUCUCUGUGUAUGUUGCACUGGGCAGUGUGACCUACGGAUAUUGCUCCAGUAUCAUCUCGAGCACUCUCGCCCAGCCCUCAUUUCUCUCGUACUUUGAUUUGGAUACGCGCAAAAAUGCCAGUAGCUUGGAAGGUGCUAUCAAUGCUCUCUUCCAGGCGGGAGGGCUUUUCGGCUGCUUGUCAUGUAUCGCAUUUGCAGACAUCCUCGGAAGACGAAAGUCGAUUAUGCUGGCCUCUGUGACCAGUGUCAUCGGAGGAGCAUUGCAAGUUGCAGGUAUUCACAUUGGCGCGUACCUUGUCUUCCGCUUUGUGACCGGGCUUGGUGUUGGUGCCCUGGUUGCUUUGAUUCCUCUCUAUCAGUCGGAAAUUGCUCCACCUCGUAUUAGAGGCCUGCUUGUGGGAUCUCACGGUGUGAUGAUCUGCGUGGGAUAUGCCUUGUCUAGUUGGAUCGGGUUUGGGUUCUCCUUCGUUCAGGCUUCCGCGGUCCAGUGGAGGAUCCCAUUGGCUAUCCAAUGCGUGCCCCCUAUUUUCCUGACAAUUGGUGUCAUGUUUCUGCCAGAGUCCCCUCGCUGGUUAAUAUACAAUGACCGCAUUGAUCAGGCAUGGGCAGCGUACAAAGCAGUGUCUGCUUCGUCAGACACACCGACCCCUGAAGACGAUGAGGAAUUGGCGGCAAACUUUGCCAAUCUAUGCAGUAUGAUCCGUAUGGAAAAUACGGAGGAUCAUAGCUUCAAGGCUCUUGUGACCACACCUGCCCUUCGGAAAAGAUGUAUCAUAGGCUUCGUGGUUCUCUUCGGAUGCCAGGGAACGGCCACCUUGGUUAUUAACAACUACGGUCCAUCGCUUUACAAAUCUCUUGGCUUCAAAACAAACUCCCAGCUGCUCAUUCAGGCUGGCUGGAUUACAAUUUCCCCCUUCGGGAACUUGAUCAACUCUCUCCUAGCUGAUCGAGUAGGACGAACUCGGCUCCUCAUGGCCGGUUAUACCGGCGUGAUAGUGGCAUUGAUUGGUGAAUGCAUCUCGGUUAGUAUUUUCCAACAUAAUGGAUCCAAAGCCGCCGUCAACGCAGCAAUCUUUUUCCUUUUCUUCCACAUGGCAUGCUUUUCAACUACAUGUGAUGCAACGUCAUACAUUUACGCCUCCGAGAUCUUCCCUACUCCUGUGCGUGCUCGGGGUCUGGCAGUUUCAAUCUCUGGUUUGUUUCUUGCCACAAUUAUAUUCUUGCAAUGUGCACCCACGGCCUUUGCUACCAUUGGAUGGAGGUAUUAUAUUGUUUUCAUUGCCUGUACCUCAGCCACGCUUGCAUUUGUGCUGCUCUACUGUCCCGAGACUGGGCGAAAGUCGUUGGAAGAGAUUUCUGACCUUUUCAACUCGCCCUUCGAUGAGAAAGCUCUGGAAGGUGACAAGGACAGGAAGAUUGGCGAUAAGCACUAUGUGGAUGAGGUUGAAGAUUUCGCUGGUCAGGGGGGUGAAAAGGUUUAA
Molecule: messenger RNA, 1515 nt
Organism: Penicillium roqueforti
Lineage: Eukaryota; Fungi; Ascomycota; Eurotiomycetes; Eurotiales; Aspergillaceae
Product: sugar porter family MFS transporter
Exons: 5
Coding region: 1-1515 (504 amino acids)
Biological process (GO): carbohydrate transport; transmembrane transport
Cellular component (GO): membrane
Molecular function (GO): carbohydrate:proton symporter activity
Source: RefSeq, a predicted model, not a curated record